AUGCAAGCUUCUUUGGUCAAGUACAACACGCCAAUACUGAUCAGCACCACUGGUGCUUCAAAAGGCAAAAAGGACAAGGAAAAGAAGAAAGAUGCCCAGCCUGCUAUGUCCCAGACGGAGGAUAUCUUGAACUCGAUCUUGCCACCUCGUGAGUGGACGCAAGAGGAUCAGCUCUGGGUACAGUACGUUUCCUCUACACCGGCGACCCGAGCGGAUGUCGUCAACUUGCAAGAGGAUUUGGACAAGUGGCUUCAGCAGAGACAGGCACGUGAGACAGGCAUCUGUCCAAUCCGUGAGGAGCUCUACUCCCAGUGCUUUGACGAACUGAUCCGCCAGGUCACAAUCAUUUGUGCAGAGCGCGGUCUGCUCCUGCUCCGAGUACGCGAUGAAAUCAGGAUGACGAUAUGUGCGUAUCAAAGCCUUUAUGAGUCCUCCAUCGCCUUUGGCAUGCGGAAGGCUUUGCAGGCGGAGCAGCGCAGAAAUCAGCACAACAAGAAAAUGAAGGACCUCCAGGUUGCAAACAAGAAGCUCCGGGAUGAGGUAGAGGAGCUGGAGAACAAGAUCACCCAGAUAGAGAAGCAUGAAGCAGAGCGACGAGAACAAGAAGAGCGCAAACACAAAGAGGAGGUUGAAAGCUUGAAGAAGCUCAAUGCACAGCGAAAGGAGCAGCUAGAGGCAAUGCUUCAAGCUCCCAAGAAGUGA
Messenger RNA from Symbiodinium sp. CCMP2456, 702 nucleotides. The record is from the annotation of a GenBank genome assembly. NCBI's taxonomy places the organism in Eukaryota, Dinophyceae, Suessiales, Symbiodiniaceae.